Molecule: messenger RNA, 4137 nt
Organism: Mucor mucedo
Lineage: Eukaryota; Fungi; Mucoromycota; Mucoromycetes; Mucorales; Mucoraceae
Product: TRAPP II complex
Exons: 16
Coding region: 1-4137 (1378 amino acids)
Cellular component (GO): trans-Golgi network
Source: RefSeq, a predicted model, not a curated record
AUGGAUUUAGCGUUAGAUGUUACUUCUAGUUGCAGAGUGCGUGUACUGCUUGUACCUGUUUCACCCAUCAAGAAAGCGACUUUUUAUAAAUACGUAGAGUUAGUAAAGACUUUUCAUGUCGUUCGACUGGGCGAUGUUACUCCUGAUUUAAAAAAAGGUGCCAGUGCCAUGUUCAGUAGUCAGGUAUUUCAAGAAGGUCAAAUGCAUUUUCAAUUUAUUACGCAUUGGACUCGUGAGCAUGCCGAACUUGAAGAUUUCCAACCCCAUCGUCGCAUAUUUGGUGUCAUUGGUAUUAUGGAUUGUCAAGAAUGGAAAGACAAGGACUUGAGUGAAGGAUACAAGCAAUUUGAGCAGGACCUCGAUAAAUAUCCAACAGCAGUGGCGACACGAUGUUUUGCAUUUGAUCCAACUGAAACCCAAGAAGACGAUACAAAGGGACUCAUUAUGAUUCCCAAUGUGGGUAAUAUGUCAUUUUAUAUGAGUACCAUGAUUUGUGAUUUUGCAAGCGAGAUACUCAACCAAUUUGCUCUGCUGGCAAACCGGAUCGAACAUCUUUCAGUAUUGGAAUCACCAUUACCGAAUAUCAUUCAUUUACCUCCGCGAAGUCGACCUUCUCCACAUCAAAAUCGAUUUUCUCAACCUCCCAUCUCUGUAUCUCCCAGUAAUUCAGCAAGCUUAUUGAAAAGAGCUUCUUUACAACCAUCCAUUCAAACCACUGCUCAUCCAUACCAUCACUCAAAUCUAUCCACGGGCGAUACCAUUCGAGCAAAGAAAAGAACUCCCGGUCGAAUCAGAAAGUUAUUGGGCGAUUUCUAUUUACUCUCCGGAAGAUUACCCGACGCUGUCAAUCAUUAUGACCAAGCGAUAGAAAGUGCAAAAAUUACUUCUGAUUUUUUAUGGUUAGGAAGUGCGAUGGAAGGUUGGGUGUGUGCUACCCUUCUUUUAGAGUAUUUACAAGAAGAUAUUGGUCAUAUCGUGUCCAGAAGUCCUAUUAUACCCGAUCCCCACUCUACAGAAGACGAAGGCGAAGAAGAUCAAUCACCUCCCACAGCCACCAUUCAGGGCCCUCGAUCCACUUUAACCGUGAUUGUCGAGACCUAUGCAAAAAUCAUUAGCUACUAUUCACGUGUAUCGACCACGGCUAAUUUCGCCGUACCCGAUCUCGUGUUUGCCGAAUCCUGUUUAAAGAUAGCGCGCGUAUUAACCACAGCUUAUUUAAACGAUGGAUGGAACGACCGCAGCAUGUCUUUGCUGGUACACGGUCAAUUGCAUCCUCUCUCGGAGGAAGAAGAAAAAACCGAAAAGAAAGGGUUGGGUAGUCCCUUUUUGACGAUGCACGAUUUGGUAGCACAUAAACGUAGUGGUAUACCUCGAUACGAUAUUGCAGAUUGGGUGACCAAGAUAUGGGAGAUUCAAAUGGAUGAGUUAUCCUUGUUCGAUCAAAUUCAUAUCUGUAGUUCGAUGGCGUUGAUUUAUUCGUCCGUAGGGUAUCAUCGAAAAUCCGCUUGGUUGAUGCAUGAAACGGUGGAUCGCAUGUUGCCACUCCUCAUCCAGCAACAUCGACGCACACUGGGUAAAUCAUCGCCAACAAACCAUGAUGAUGGCGUAUUGGAGAUUUUAAAGCGCAUGUGUGAGAUCUAUGGGAUUGGCGAGCGUAACGUACAUGAUGGAGGAGCGUUGGAAGCGAUGCGACAAGAGGAUCAAGAUAUGGUUUUAAAAAAGGCCACCCAAAAGAAACAAAUUCAACAGCAAUUGACAUUGCCAUUGGGAGAUAAGAGGUUUGGUUGGCCCGAACUUCAAAUGGAUGUUCUAAAGCAGUGUAUCUCUGUCUCGGAUGCAUUGAUCGAUAAUGGGUCACGGUUAUAUUAUACCACGGUUUUGCUCAAAAACUUGUAUCCGUAUAUCCCAAAAGCAGAACAGAUACGAUUGGCUACCACCAUUCAGGGGAUAGUAGCUAGUAACAGUAUUCAUCAACGCGUGUCUACACCUGCGUCUGGUAAAAUCAAUUAUUGGGGUGUUAAUAUCGUUUCGCGUGUGGAGGCCAAAAAGCCCAUCUCGAGAAAAGCAGUUUAUUCACAUCCGAUAAAGAACGAAGCCGUAGCGAAUGCGAAUAAACACACCGUGUCUCCAGAAGAUGCAGAUCCAUUUAUUUAUAAUCCAUUUGCCAAAAAAGCCGAUACGACUUAUAAAAUUGUGUUAGUGAAAGACGAAAUAUCCGAGUUCAAAGUGACAUUAAUAAAUCCGUUUGGAUUUGAUUUGGAACUACAAAACAUCAUGCUAAGUACAUCGGGUGUGGCAUUUAGUGCUGUACCAACUGCUGUCACGAUCCCUGCCAAUGCCACCAUUUUUAUUCAGUUAAUGGGCACACCUGAAGAAACAGGCACGUUGGUCAUCCGUGGCUGUAUGAUUCAAAUCAUUGGAUUUUCAGAACAAGAAUUUUUAAUUGACCACCAAGAGAAAAAGUCACCGGAAAAUGUCAUUAAUGAGCAUUUCAUCAAAAUCAAGCACUGUGGGCUGGAUGCAAUGAAAAUCAGUCGAAAAAAAGAAUCCACAGGUGAAAACAGUGUGUCGAAAUUCUAUGAACUAACGGUGAUUGACGAUCAACCGCUUUUAAAGAUAAAGACCACUUCCAUGAUGCAUGGUGCUGUCAUGCUUUACGAAGGCGAGGUAACACAUAUUACCAUGGAGCUAGAGAAUAUCGGAAAUAUUGCGGUCGAUUUUAUCACACUGUCAUUUACAGAUUCAACUACCUCACAUCCUCAAGCCAUCAAUCCUGAACUUCCCACUGAAGACCAGUAUGAAAUCGAGCUACACACCAAGGGUACACGUGUCUUUUCCUGGGAAGGUACUUCCGAUACAAUAUCCACGGAUUUUGUUGGGAAAAAAAUAUGGUUGCCACAGGGAGCAAGUACAACCCUCCAAGUCAAUGUCUAUGGCAAAAGAGACUGCCAUGAUGGAACCAUCCAGGUAGAUUACGGGUAUUUAGACAGAGCUGUAUCUGAAGUCAAAGAAAUUCCAAGUUCGAAACCAGACGAAAUAUUGGCUGCCAUGUUUUAUACACGACAACUGUAUUUAAACGUCAUGAUUUCUGUUUACCGUAACCUCGAGCCGUUUAAUCCGGACGUUGUCUAUCUACGCCAUAGUACACCCGCACCAAACGAUGUACUGGAGCAUGCAUUAAAGAACAUUCACCAGCAAGGAGACAUCUCCUCACUGAUGCAAAGCCAGCCUGUGGAGGACUUGUUACUGGUCACGAAAAACGUCGGAUUGGAAAAUCAAGAACGUAACGAGUAUUGUCUUGUAACACUGGAUGUUCGAAAUAUAUGGACUGUGCCCUUUGAUAUUCAUUUCGAGAUUGAUAACAAGACAGAGGAUGCCAGCGACAGCAGCGGUGGUGGUGGCGGUGGUGGCGGGGAUCUUGAGUCUCGCAUCACGGUUUUACCGGGAACCACUUCGAGAAUUGUUCUACCAUUGAAACGGUUGUUUCUACCUGCGAAUGUGUGCCAGCAAGAGAUCCCCUCGUUCGAUCCCAAUAAACAAUUUGUGGUAUCGCAAGGGCCAAAGAUCUCGGAGGAGCAACAAAAGGCGCGACUUCAAAUGUUUUGGUACCGCGAGGAGCUACUACAGCGAAUCAAAGCCAAUUGGAAAUGCAGACUGACACAGCGAUGCGGUAUAUUAAACCUUCGACCGUCGUUACGAUUAACAAGUCUUCAGCUGGGGAUCUUGAAGAAGGAGGACGUGGAAUUUAUGGUGGAGAUGAAGGGAGAUAGUGUACAGAAAUUAAGUCAUCGAAGAUUUUCGUGUGUUUGUAAUGAUUAUGUGGUGAUGACAGUGUCCAUCAGGAACCGAUUUCCUCAUCCUAUUAAGCUAAUACUACGUAUUCAACCUGUGCAAAGUUAUAAUGAUGGAGUAAAGGAAUAUGAUUUAUCAGAUAAGCUAUUGAUGGAAGGAGUACAACAAGUGAUCUUGCCUGAGAUUGCACCUUGGGUAGGAAGCAUAUCACACUCGUUUCCAAUCUUCUUUCUAUCUCGUGGACAAUUUGAGCUCUUGUAUCAUGCAGAAGAUGUACAUACACGCCAUAUUUAUUAUGAUCAUGAAUGGGCUGUAGUAGAUGUGACAGAAUUAAAAACGAUUUAG